AUGUUGUUGUUGCAGUUCCGGAGCAGCCUGGACUUCAACUCAACAGCUUCAACCAAGCUUGCGCGCUGGAACCACACCACACACGACGAUUGUUGUGUUUGGCCUGGGGUGGAAUGUGACACCUCAGGUCAUGUCAUCACCUUGAUUCUCGACAGUGAAAGCAUUACAGAUGGCAUUCACAAUUCAAGCGCUCUAUUCAGUCUUCAAUACCUUGAGACCCUAAAUUUGGCUUUCAACUCCUUCAAUUUAAAUCCACUUCCAAUUCAGAUCUUUAACCUUACCAACUUGACGUAUCUGAAUUUGUCAAAUGCUGGUUUUCAAGGGCAGAUCCCGAAUGGAAUAUCAAGACUCACAAGGUUGGUAACUCUUGACCUCUCAAUGAAUUCGGAACUUGAGAUUCCAAAUCUAAACCAAUUCUUUGACAACUCGACUCAACUUAGACAACUUUAUCUUGACGAUGUUGAUCUUUCCAGUACAGUAGUAGUUCCAAAAUUCUUAGCCAAUUUCUCUAACCUCAACACUUUGAGCCUCAGUUUUUGUAAUCUACAGGGAUCAUUUCCUAGAGAGAUAUUUCUGAUACAUGGUUUACAGGAAUUGAGUUUGGAAAACAAUGGUGGUCUUAGUGGCGGUUUCCCAUCAUUUCCUGAGAAUGGAUCACUUAGGAUCAUCUCAGUAGCUUACACUCAAUUUUCUGGUUCAUUGCCACCAUCCAUUAGUAAUCUUAGCAACUUGUCUAGGAUCGACCUCUCCGACUGCAAUUUCAGUGGAUCAAUUCCCUCUACCAUGGCACAACUUACGAGUCUCACUUAUGUGGAUUUCUCGUCUAACAACUUCAUUGGCUCAAUCCCAAAUUUUUCAUUGUCAAAGAACCUUACUAGCAUAGAUUUUUCUUUUAAUGGCCUCACAGGUCCACUUUCUUCUAAAUAUUUUGGCCUUUCAAAAAUUGUGUCCAUAAAUUUAGGGUCAAAUUUACUCUCUGGAAGAAUUCCCCCAUCUCUGUUUUCACUUCCGUCAUUGCAGGAGCUAUAUCUUUACAACAAUUCAUUUGAUGGUGUUGUUGAUGAAUAUGCGAAUGUAUCUACCACACAAUUGCAAAGUCUCGAUUUGAGUUUCAAUCGUCUAAAUGGAUCUUUUCCAGAGUACUUGUUUGAAUUUCCAAUGUUGAGUGAGUUGUUUCUUUCUUCCAACUUCUUAGGUGGGAAGAUACCAUUAUCUAUGUUUUUUCUUCCAUCAUUGUCGAUUCUAGAUCUAUCCGAUAAUUCAUUUGAUGGCCUUGUUGAUGAAUACGUGAAUGUAUCUACCACACAAUUGGAAAAACUCCUUUUGAGUUCUAAUCGUCUAAGUGGGUCAUUUCCAAAGUACUUCUUUGAAUUUCCAAAGUUGAAUGAGUUGCAACUUUCUUCCAACUCCUUAGGUGGGAAGAUACAAUCAUCUUUGUUUUCACUUCCAUCAUUGUUGUAUCUAUAUCUUUCCAACAAUUCAUUUGAUGGUGUUGGUGAUGAAUAUGUCAAUGUAUCUACCUCACAAUUGGAAAGAAUUGAUUUGAGUUCUAAUCGUCUAAAUGGGUCUUUUCCAGAGUACUUCUUUAAAUUUCCAAAGUUGAGUGACUUAGAUCUUUCUUCCAACUCCUUAGGUGGGAAGAUACAAUCAUCUUUGUUUUCACUUCCAUCAUUGUUGUAUCUAGAUCUUUCCAACAAUUCAUUUGAUGGUCUUAUUGAUGGAUAUGUGAAUGCAUCUACCUCACAAUUGGAAGCACUCGAUUUGAGUUCUAAUCGUCUAAGUGGGUCAUUUCCAAAGUACUUCUUUGUAUUUCCAAAGUUGAGGGACUUGGAUCUUUCUUCCAACUCCUUUGGUGGAAUGAUAGAGCUUGAAAGUCUCCAAAAGCUCACCAACCUCGCAGCAUUAGAUUUGUCGAACAAUGACAUUAGAGGGGAAAUACCAUCAUGGAUAUGGGAAUUGGGUAAUGGAACUCUAUAUCAUCUGAAUCUUUCUUGUAAUUUUUUAGAAAGUCUUGAAAAGCCUUAUACAAUUCCAAGCAGUCUUACUGUACUUGACCUGCACUCAAAUCAAUUGCAAGGCCCACUUCCUAUUCCACCUGCCUGUAAUGAUGGUGAUGGACCUCUUCAUCUUGAUUACUCACACAAUUUUUUCAAUGGUUCCAUCCCAUUUGAUCUUGUGAGUUUUGCUAGAAAUGUUUAUUUCUUGUCCCUUGCAAAUAAUAGCUUGACCGGGACAAUUCAUGAAUCUAUAUGCAAUGCUAGGUCUCUAAAAAUACUUGAUCUAUCUGACAAUAAACUGGGUGGCUCACUUCCGUCCUGUCUAUUUAACAGUUUAUACAAUCUUGAAGUAUUAAACCUUGGGAAAAAUCAAAUCCAUGGUAGUAUACCCGAUUCCUUUACAAUUGAUUGUUCUCUGCAAACAUUAGACCUCAUCAGGAAUUCCUUUGAAGGGAAGAUUCCAAAAUCCCUGAUAAAUUGUUCACUAUUGGAAGUUCUAAAUGUUGGGAGCAACAACAUUGUAGAUACCUUCCCAUGCGCAUUGAAGAACUUAUCAAGCCUGCGUGUAUUAGUCUUGCGAUCCAAUUACUUCCACGGUGACCUUCACUGUGUUAAUGCCAAUCAUAUGUGGCCAAAUUUGCAGAUUAUUGAUAUUGCUUCCAAUAAUUUCAGUGGAAAACUCUCCCCAAAGUUCUUAAACUGGAAAAGAAUGAUUAUUGAUGAAGAUACUGCACAAUCGGGAGAAUAUAUCAUGUUUCUCUUCCCGCAGCCAGUUGGACAUGGUGCUCCUGAUGAAUACUAUCAAGAUAUAUAUACGUUAAUGGUAACCUGGAAAGGGAUGGAGAUGGAAAUGAUGAAAGUUCUCGAAGUUUUCACAUUUGUUGAUUUCUCAUGCAAUAAUUUUUAUGGGGUUAUACCGGAAUCCAUUGGGGAUCUCAAUUCACUUUACGUUCUCAACCUAUCACAUAAUGGUCUCACAGGAAAUAUCCCUGAAACAAUCAGUAAUUUGAAAAUGGUUGAAUCAUUGGACCUUUCAGCAAAUCAGCUAGGUGGAGAAAUCCCGACACAGCUAGCAAAACUCACAUUCCUUUCAGUCAUGAAUUUAUCAUUCAAUAGACUUUCUGGUAUGAUUCCAACAGGCAAUCAACUUAAUACAUUUGGACCAGAUUCUUACCUAGGCAAUCAAGAAUUGUGUGGUUUUCCUCUCUCAAAAUGUUGCAAAUCACCAAAAACUUCCAAUGGCGGCCGAUCUGAGAUAGAAUUUGAUGGUGGCUCCUCUGAGAUCAAAUGGGAAUACGUAACUUCUGCUUUGGGAUUCGUUGUGGGUUUAGGGGCGUACCUGUGGAUGCUUUUGCAUAACAAGAGAUGCAGGGAAGCAUACCAACAACUUGACGAAGUUUUAAUACGGCUAUUCGGUCCCCGACAAUGCCGAAGAAAAUCUCCAGGACUAAGACGCAGAGCUCGCAGGAACUAAUUAUGAUAACUCUAAGCUUCAACCUUCAGGUAUGAAUGCUGAGAUCAGUGAUUAUGAUGAUGAUACCUCUUAUCGCGUGCAUCUUUUUGUUGUUGUUGUUGUUGUCGUUGUUGUUGGUAUGUGUGUUACCAACUGGAUAAUAUUUAAGUGUAAUAACUUUUGAAGGUA
Messenger RNA from Ipomoea triloba (trilobed morning glory), 3639 nucleotides. Its product is annotated as receptor-like protein 7. The transcript is spliced from 2 exons. The coding region runs from base 1 to 3471 and encodes 1156 amino acids. The record is from RefSeq and is a predicted model, not a curated record. NCBI's taxonomy places the organism in Eukaryota, Viridiplantae, Streptophyta, Magnoliopsida, Solanales, Convolvulaceae. Gene Ontology annotation, molecular function: protein binding.